AUGUCAUCCAUGAACCCACCCGGCUCGCUCUACUCGCCAACUCACCCAUACGACUCGUCCUACAAGUAUGAGGAGCCACUCGAUCCUCAGAUACCCAGAGGCUAUCCCGAACAGUUCGGCCAUCUUCCUCAAUCCGUUCCUCAGCAUCCAGGGCCUCCUCCUCGGCGCGAAUCCCAAAUAAGUCAAGGCGGGCAGUCGCGGUCUGGUGACCCUGGCCCCAAACAACGACUCAGAAAAGCAUGCGACAGCUGCAGUGUGCGCAAGGUCAAAUGCGACGAAAGCGGCCCUCCCUGCAAAUCCUGUGCGGCUCUAGACAUUCCCUGCACCUUCGAGCGUCCUAGUCGCCGUCGCGGCCCUCCAAACAGACAUGCAGAAGCCAUCAAGAGACAGAAGCUCGAGAACGGCGCAUCGGCGCAACAACCAAACGAUUCACCGACCCACGAUGCCGCCUACAGUCUGGCAGCACUGUCAUUACCGGCCACACUGUCUGCCGAGUCAAUAUGCGACCUGCAAUCUAUCGAAGUUCUUAUAGACGAUUAUUUUCUCUACAUCCACCCGUUGAUACCGCUUCCGCACGAACCCACCUUCCGGGCGGCAUUCGCAAAUCGUCAAGACAAGACAGACAGGAGCUUUCUGUCAUUGAUAGCUUCCAUGUUGGAAACCUUGGUCGCCUCGUUCCCUCGCCGAGCGAGACGUCUAUUCACAUCCGAGCAAUCUAUAGCCCAGUUUCCCAAUGCUGGAGCUCUGAUAGACAGGUGUCAUCAAGUCUUCGUUGAAGCACGUGGUCUAGGCUAUCUCGAUCGCCCCGCGACACUCUACGAUGCCGUCUCUAGCUAUCUCGCAGGUCUGGCCUCCGCUUAUGUGUACGAUAUUAGGCGCAUGCGGCUCUACUUUGGCGAAUGUGUCAUGAUGCUACGCACUCUCGGCAUCCAUCGCCCAGAUAUUCAUGCACCAGUAGGCUCCGCUGCUGGAGCAGAUGCUGCCGCUGAACGGAGGACGCCCGCGAACUACGUCUAUCAGGAAUCCAGUCGACGCUUGUUCUGGCUAAUGUUUGUUUCCGCCAUGUCCGGCCGCCAGCUUGAUGACCCAGAAGCCGACAUACUGAUGCCACCAAUUGCGUAUGUGGAGCUAUUGCCCCCUCUGCCGCAGGAAGUGGACGACGAAUAUAUUACAGAAGAAGCCAUUUAUCAGCAACCGCCUGACCAGGUGUCGGAGAUGGUGGGAUUCAACCUCAACGCCAAGGUGUUCCGGGCCUUCCACACGCUCGCAGCUCUUGAGACGGCCUUUGGUACCGAUACGGUCUACGAUUGGGAGCGUCAAAAGCAAGUCAUCAAGCGCGCUCUAGUCAACGUCAAGGCUGCUACGGCUGAUGCUCCUAAAGAACUGCAGUUGCAGCCCAUCAACGAAUUCGGCGAGUGGCCACCAAUAUCUUACGAAGCGUCAGCAUACUCGAUUCAAGAUCCCAACCUGGGUCCUGGCUCGCUCGCAUAUCCAAGCAGCCGUCGCGGAUCACUGGUCCUACCGUUUCCCAAACAGUCGGUGCAAUAUGAAAUACAAAAGGCCAAUAUUUACGCCACGCAGCUUGCAACACGGUCUUACUUGGUCGAGCGAUACUGGAACCUUGUUGAGCUUCAUGAGCGGAAUCAGACCACUCCUCAUUCUGGUGAGCGAGUUCAGUCUGUCUCAUCGCAGUCUUCACCAACAGGUGGCGAUACAAAGUUCAUCUCGAACCUUGGCCGCUCGCCGAGUGAUACCACAAUGGACGCUAGUGAACAGUCCAUGGCUGUAGAACGAGAAGAUAUCAUUCGCAAUCUGGCUCUGCUGCUACGGAGCAUCAAUCAGGUCAACAUGGAACCCAACGGUCUGAGCUUUUGCAACAAGAUCCGGCAAAUAGCCUCUACACUACUCGAAACAAAACGAGCCAGAAUGAGCGUCAUGCCUACACUCGAUUCCGAGAGUGUCAACAACUACCUGUACCAGUUCUUGGAGAUUCUCGCCAAGCUGAACCGACUCGGCCCUAGCCGUCUGCGUCCGGACGAAGCAUCAACCGAGUACGGUGCUGUCAAGACGGCUGAGGAGAUUGAAGAUGAGGAGCUGGUGCACUGGGCGAGCUUGAAGGAGCAUCAAGAGCGGUUCGUGAGAAGCGAGGAGAUCCUGAUCGGCGCAUAA
Molecule: messenger RNA, 2169 nt
Organism: Cyphellophora europaea CBS 101466
Lineage: Eukaryota; Fungi; Ascomycota; Eurotiomycetes; Chaetothyriales; Cyphellophoraceae
Exons: 3
Coding region: 1-2169 (722 amino acids)
Biological process (GO): positive regulation of transcription by RNA polymerase II
Cellular component (GO): nucleus
Molecular function (GO): sequence-specific DNA binding; DNA-binding transcription factor activity, RNA polymerase II-specific; zinc ion binding
Source: RefSeq, a predicted model, not a curated record